Molecule: messenger RNA, 1788 nt
Organism: Fomitiporia mediterranea MF3/22
Lineage: Eukaryota; Fungi; Basidiomycota; Agaricomycetes; Hymenochaetales; Hymenochaetaceae
Exons: 5
Coding region: 1-1788 (595 amino acids)
Source: RefSeq, a predicted model, not a curated record
AUGGAUCCUGCCCUUGCUGCCUUGCCACCGACCGCAUCGGCGGCGGCACAGAGCUCUAAUUCAUCGGACUCCCCCGCUGGCAUUCACUGUGCCAAUCCAGAAUGUCGCACGCGCGCUGGCGAGCGAUCCCGUGGCCAUCAGAGCUGCCGCUCCUUGUUAUGCGGGCAUUGCUGUCAGAAUGCUGCACGAGCGGCCGCAGAGGCGGGCGAGCAGCGCCCCGUCUGCAAGGUCCAUGCAAGAAGAGUACAUACGGGGCUCAAGCCGGUACCGAAAGAGCAACAUGCUGAAGUCAGCGAUCCCCCGGCUCCAGUUACGAAUGCGAAUGCGAAUGCGCAUGCGAGUACAAGCAAUGCUGUGAAUGCCGUGGCAUGGUCGGCCCCACGAUCCGGAGAUUCAGAAGAGCUCAGCUCUCUGCUUGAGAAACGUGCAAGACUUGAGCAGUCUCUGAAGCGAUCGCUGACUAUGGUCGUCUGGUAUCGCAACGGCUGUGAACCGCUUCGGAUCGCACAUGAAGUCUCGACAUUUCCACUCUUCCAACUUCAAGACUUUCCAGAGCUAGUCAACGAAUUAGGUCUUCAAUCGUCGUCUUACAUAGAUUCAUAUAACUCCGAGACAGGCCAAUGGGAGCAGCAUAAGAUCUCGACGGUGCGCACUGUUGAGCAAGAACAGCGCUUGCUGUAUCGACUACGUCCGAGUUUACUGGACAGCUUGACGGAUUGCCCUUCCCUUGAUCAGGAGCUAGGCCUGCAACCACCACCAAUGGCACUUCUGACUAAAAGACAAGGCGAGCCAUUCACGCCGCCUCCAUCAUCGGGAAAACAGGCACGUGUUCUUUCGAACCCUAACCCAGUCCGCGCUCCAGCCGUGCCAACACCUGCUCAGAACACGGUAGUACAAAACUGGGAUGCUCCUGUAAGAGAUGCUUCUCCUAACCUAGGGACUCCAACGUGGACAGUGACAGCAUCCGCUGGAACGGCGUUACCGAAUGUUCGUGCAAGUCCCAGUAUCAAUGCUCCAAUUGCAUCCAGCGCCUCGACGACCCCACAAACUCCUUCCACUGCCAAUAACACGAACAUGACUGCUUCCGUCACGAGCACAUCCAACAAUAACACAAAACGCUGGCCAACAGACUACACAGUCCACGAGAUUACCGAAGGGUUUGACAACAUGACAGCUUUGAUUAAAGUCGACCCAAGCCUCCGCCAGAAAACGGCCUUCGAACGCGUUUUCCCUCCGUGCCGGUACGUGAAGAGUACAGUUGGCAGGGCAAAGCUGUAUUGGAAACGUGCGAGUUCGGAAAUUAGGGAUCAUUUCCUGGCAUUGGGAAGGGAGGAUCCUAGAGCAAGGUGGACCCAUUUUGUACAUUUGAUGGAUGGGAGGCUCGUCAUUGAGGUUGGGAAAGAGAAGAGCAUAGUUCCUGUGGGUCCAACGGGACAAGGAGCGGGUGCGGCAGCUGCACUGGGUGUUGGAAUUGCAGAAGGAGAUAAUGAUACUGCGGAUGAAGAAGAGCCCAACGCGAGUCCGGUUAGCUUCGGCCAAACACAGACCAAUCAACCGCAAAUCAAUAUACAGUCCCCGCCCGGCAUACCAGCGCAUACUUCACUGCCUCUCAAUACCAGGCCGCCGCAUAUGGGAGCACUCUUACCAAACCCGAGCCCACUCUCGCACCAUUCGAAUGCACCAGCUGCUAUGUCGAUGCCAACAUCUUUCACUCUAGAUAGGAACAUGAACAUAAAUCGAUCGUCGAGCUCGCUUUCGGGUGCGAUCACGAUAUCAGAUCAUGUAUAA